Tripterygium wilfordii is the source of this 570-nucleotide messenger RNA. Its product is annotated as pectinesterase inhibitor-like. Gene Ontology annotation, biological process: negative regulation of catalytic activity. The transcript is spliced from 2 exons. Gene Ontology annotation, molecular function: pectinesterase inhibitor activity. The record is from RefSeq and is a predicted model, not a curated record. Bases 1 to 570 code for a protein of 189 amino acids. Lineage: Eukaryota; Viridiplantae; Streptophyta; Magnoliopsida; Celastrales; Celastraceae.
AUGUCGUCUUCUUCAAUUUUCUCUUCCUCUCUCUCUUCUCUCUUACUAGUUUUUCUCAUAAUCACUCCUUCACUAGCAGACCAGACUAGUCCCAAUGACAUUGUCAACACAGUUUGUUCAAAAGAUUCAAAUCCUGAUUUCUGUUUGAUGGUUCUACCACUUUCUUCUGGUCAGACUCUUGAAGGACUUGCCAAAAUUUUUAUUAAUUUAGUGUAUUCUAAUGCAGUAUACGCCGUUAAUCGGUUAAAUGAAGCAGCGAAAGGCACUAGUGAUCCCCAACUAAAACAAAAAUACUCAUUCUGCAGCAACAACAUAAGCAAUGCCGUUAAAGCGAUUGCGGAGGCUCAAAAGCUUUUGAGUACUUCCGGUAAUUUUUCUGGUUUAGGCAGUGCAGCAACAACUACUACAGCCGAAGCAGAGAAGUGUCUAGCUAUCUUAGAGAAAAUAUUACAUGAUCCAUUGAAUUUAUUGAGAUCUGUUGUGUUCCUUGAACAAUAUGCGGAUACAGUGAAGGUCAUCUCCAUUGAGUUUAUGCAAUAUUUCUCUAAUAUUCCAAUGAAAGAGAGCUAG